Molecule: messenger RNA, 363 nt
Organism: Gigantopelta aegis
Lineage: Eukaryota; Metazoa; Mollusca; Gastropoda; Neomphalida; Peltospiridae
Exons: 3
Coding region: 1-363 (120 amino acids)
Source: RefSeq, a predicted model, not a curated record
AUGGAGUCCUGCAAACCCAAACGGAAACCUAACUGGACCGAAGACGAAACGUUAAGCUUAGUUCGUUUGGUGGACGAAAGGAAAGACAUAAUAAGAGGUAAAUUUGGAGAAGGCGUGACAAGAGGCGGUCCCGUGAUGAACCUGAGUGGUAUUGCUGAAGCGGUUUACGAUGUUUUGGGGCAUUCCAAUGUUUCCAUAAGUGGGGUUGACGGUGGCCUUAAUUCGUCAUUGAUUCAGGUCAUUGAUUUAGGCACAAGUGUGGUGCCUCAGAGUUCAACCGUCAACACCCUCCACCUCUUCCACCAUGAACCACCCACCAGCAACCGUCAUCUUGGAAUCAGUUCCCUGUGGGAUAGACGAUGA